Porites evermanni is the source of this 1401-nucleotide messenger RNA. Lineage: Eukaryota; Metazoa; Cnidaria; Anthozoa; Scleractinia; Poritidae. The record is from the annotation of a GenBank genome assembly.
AUGAAGACCUUGAACAAAACUGAGACAACCUGCUUCGGCUUUUACUUUAUUACAGGUGUCACCUCUGAUAAUACGGGAGAACUUUUCGUGACAAAUAUUCUGACAUGCAUCCUCAAUGUAUUGUUCAGUAUCAUAACAUGUGUGGGCAACUCUACGAUUCUUCUUGCGAUUAAAAAUACACGAGAUCUUCACUCGCCAUCUUACGUCCUCCUGGGCUGCCUGGCUUUUUCUGAUCUUCUCGUUGGCCUCAUAUGUCAGCCACUUUUCGUGGGGGUCAAGAUAGCUGAGUUUGAAAGGAGCUUUACUGUGUAUUGUUGGUUGAGAAUGCUUCAGUCCAGAUCAGGUUGGACAACAGCGGGCGUUUCGUUUUUCACAGUAGCUGCAGUGUCCGUCGACCGACUAAUCGCUUUCCCGGGGGGGGCACUUGGCUAUUUUCUGGGUGGGUAUGUGCCGCCCGGGACUCCAAAUUGGCAACCCGUUCUAGAAAAAAUUUCCCCUAAAAUUGAUACCCCGUUCUAGAAAUAGGCUAAUUUUUUAUACCCCGUUCUAGAAUUCGCCCUCAAACUAACACCCCGUUCUAGAAAUGGGCCAAUUUUUUAUACUCCGUUCUAGGGUGCAACAAGAGUACAACGGUUUUUGUUAACGCACUGAACCGUAUUUUUAAAAGCAAUCUGUCCUUGAAUGCUUUCAAAUGGCUGCUUAAAAAAGGGGAGAGCUUUCGUGCGUUCGAAAUAUUAUACCCCGUUCUAGAAAACGCCUCUGAAAUGGAUACCCCGUUCUAAACCAGGAGCUUCAAAAUCACGACCCCUUUGGGCGGCACAUACCCGUAUAGGUAAUGUAUGGGAGUACCCCCCCGUGAUCGCUUUACACCUGCACUUGCUAUACAGCGCAUUUGUCACCGUUUCUCGGGUUUUGCAAGCCACUCUGGUUAUUUGGAUCUUGUCCCUUAUAUUGAAUGUCGUGCUAAGGUUUUGGAUGACUGCCAAAUGGUUUUUUAUCCUGUUGGUCAUUUUUGUUGUUGUGUUCCUGGUUCUAACCGUCAGUACCGUGAAGAUAUUUCAGAUGGUUCGAAGAUACCGGCGCAAGAUAGAAAGACAAACUGAGGCCGUGAGCCAUCCUCAAUCAAUGACAGUGAACAUUCUCAAAUGCAGAAAAUCAGCUGUCACUGUACUUUAUAUUUAUGGCUUGUUUAUGAUAUGUUAUGUCCCUUUCUUUGGAACUCUGAUCACAGACAUGCUCCAUCGAUAUACAAUCAAGAUACAACUCGCUUAUGAUUUCUCUGGGACUGUUAUUUUCGUCAACUCCUUUAUAAAUCCGGUUGUGUACUGCUGGAGAAUCAGGGAGAUAAAAAAAGCUGUAAAGAACAUUCUAAGGGGGUGGGGUGGGGGACGGAAUGAAUAA